AUGACGCGAGCUGCCGCACCGCCGAUUCUGCUGCAGCUAUACAGCGCCGAAUCGGUUUCAUCGCAAAUUAAAGCCCUGCGGACCUUGAAGAACGAACUCAUCGGACAUGAUCAACGGAAGGAGGCAUACAUCGCCGACGGGAUCAUCCCGGCGUUGGCACAGGUCUUGACCUCGAACUGGCCAGGCACACUGGAACCCGAGGAGCUGUCAUUGCAAGAUCGAGCUAGUCGAAAAGAGGAAUCUGAUGCAUGUCUCCAAGCGACUCUCAUUGUGGGGAGCUUAGCACAAGGGGGCCCAACGUUCCUCACUCCGCUAUUCGCCAGUAACAUAAUUCCACGCCUACUCUCAAUACUAUCAUCCCCAGAUUGCCCCGACGUUUUCUGUCUCCCCAUUCUCCGACUGUUGAACACGAUUGCCGACCGACUGCCACUACAGAGCCAAGAACAAUGGCCCCGAGACACACAACUUGCGGACCUGGUGUUCACUUCUGCGAACAUCGGCUUUCUGAGACGGACUCUAUCGCAAGAUUACAAAACUAUGCGCAACCAAGCGGCCAUCGAGCUCACCGCUUCUUUGAUUGGCAAGCUGUGCUCGGAGGAAUCCCAUAAGACGGCGUUGGCAGAAUCUGGGGUGCUGGACGCCCUGGCACUCAAGAUUGCAUCCUUUGUCGUGGCGAAGGGCUUCGUGCUACCUGGUGCUGAAGACCAUCUUCACGAACCUGGAGCCUUAGAAGAACUCCCCCUUCCCGCGCCACCGUCGGCCCAAUUAGCACCCAUUUUGCGCGCAGUGGCUGUCAUCAUUGAACAGUCUAAAUGGAGGGCUGAACAUUUCUUGUCGUCGCCAGGCAUUGUCACAGUGUUUCCCAAGCAGGUGCCUGGGUUCGCUCCGUCUGACAUCAGAAAAGCUCCCUGGGGAUCCACGUACCUGUCAGGCUCCGCAGUGCCGCGGCAUGGCACAAAUCCCAUGGAGCAGCUCUUACCCUCGGUUCCUUUAGCACACUCAAAGUCUUCAUCACACCCGGCCAACUUCCCACCCUUGGGACAUGGAGGUUCUCAGCGUCGGUCCAGUCAUUCGUUCGCCCAGCCUUUGUCGCUGGCCGGAACGCCUUCCCCGGAGGACGACGAAAAUAUGAUCGUCCCCUGGCUGCUAUGCAUUCUUCGCUCCGAAAAUGGUGUUGUACGGUUAGUGGCGGCGCGUCUUGUCGCAAUCCUCUUUCGCCUGGGGUUGGCAAAGAAACACCGAGUCUCAAUGUUCAGUUAUUUGUUGAUUCCAAUUCUGGUUCGGAUGCUUGACAAAGACUUCCGUUUGACGGAUGAAGAUAAUGCUCACUACGAUGGAUUGAUUUCACCAACUCAGCGGUUGAAGGAAGAAGCACCCGCUGUGCUGGCCAACCUUGUAAUGGAUGACCAGGAGCUGCAGAGACACGCAGUGGAAGGUAAUGCUCUGAAGCGACUAUCACAACUCCUCAAAGAAACGUACAACCCCGUCUCUGAGAGCUCUCGCCCCAUGUGGCAAGCGGAGGAUGGCCCGGCUCUAGAUAUUGAGAGUCUUUCCCCAGAGUGCCGGCUGGGGCCUUCUGGCUACUCUCCCACCCUGUGCCACGUCAUGCGUUAUCGAGAAAACAUCCUCAAGGCCCUUGCAGCCCUCGUGCCAUUUAAAGAUGAGUACCGCAAGGCUAUAUGUGAGCAUGGCGUGGUUCCUUACAUCAUCGACGCUCUCAAGCCAAGGCCCAGCGAUGCACUGGCCGAUGCUUCGAUGCCCCGAAACACUGCCGAGGAUGGAAACCCCAUUCCUACGAUUCUGGCUGCCUGUGGCACCGCUCGAAUGCUGACCAGAUCGGUGAGCGUGCUGCGGACUAGUCUGAUUGAUGCCGGUGUCGCCGAGCCGCUUUUCACUCUCCUCCGCCACCCCGACACGGAGGUGCAGAUCGCAGCCACGGCAGCAAUUUGCAACCUGGCUCUAGACUUCAGCCCUAUGAAAGAGGCUAUUAUCUCUGCCAAUAUCAUUCCCAUCCUUUGUGAACACGCCCACUCGACCAACACCAAAUUGCAAAUUGAAUCAUUAUGGGCACUUAAGCAUAUGGUCUAUGAUACAGCAAACGACAUUAGAAUGAACAUAGUUCAAACGCUGGGUCCAGAAUGGAUUAUGCAGGUCAUUUCCCGGGACCCAGUUCGUGCAGUUGAAAGACCGGGCACGGAAGAAGAGCUCGACGGCAGUGGGAUUGCCAUGGGUCGAUCCAACUCCGCCGGCGAACAAGUUGAUAUCCUCAACCCAAUGGACGAUGCCACGGAGUGGGACGAAGAUCUCAAAAUGACCGACACCAUGCCUCCCUCUAAGAUGAGUUUGGACAUGUUCCUACCCGACGCACGGCGGCGACGCAAACUUGUCCUGCAUGGAUCCUUGGCGCAAACGACCCAAUCCCGCCAAGACGAUAUCGCCGUCCAAGAACAGACGUUUGAUCUCCUGCGCAACAUGAUCUGCGGCGCGGAUGCAUCAGAGAUGAUUGACUAUCUCUUCCGAGAGCUGGGCCAUAAGGAGCUCCUCGAUACCAUUGUCGAGACUCUCCAACCUCGAAACAUUCAACUUAAUCACCGCCGCGAGCCAGCCACCCCCGUCCAAAUCCCCUACGAGAUCAUCAAAGCUGCCACAGGGCUCCUCGUUCACUUGGCAGCAGGACACCCGCGCCACCGCCGGAUCGUUGCAUUCCGUCGUGAUUUGCUGGAGGCGUUGGGUAAUUACUUUAAUCACUCGCACAAGGAUAUCCGAUCGAAUUUUGUUUGGAUCGUGAUCAACCUCAUUUACGAAGAAGAUACCAAUGAUCGCGAGGGAUGUCGUGAGCGAGCGGCGCGUCUAUGGGAGCUGCACUACACGGCUAAACUGACUAGCCUUGAGGGGGAUUCGGAGUUGGAUAUUGUGGAGCGUACUAAGACUGCUUUGCAUUUAUUGCACAGAUUGGAUGAUCCCACAAUGACAGCAGUCCCAGAGCCAAUCCUGCAAGCCCUUGCACUCCCCUCCAAAGCCAGUCUUUCCAAAGGCCUAGGCUCCGGCUUCACAAGCACAGCAACGAUCCAUGCUCCAGCCCCGGACUCAGACAACCACCGUCAAUACUUUGUCAAAACCUCAUCCAACGGCACAGCUGCCGAAGAAAUGUUCACUGGAGAAUCCGAAUCCCUCAACGCAAUCGCAGCCUCCGUCCCAGGCUUCUGUCCCAAAGCAUUAGCCCACGGCGCCCUGGACCAAAAAACACAUUUCCUAGCUACCGAAUACCUCGACCUAGGAAUCCGAGGAAAGUCAACAGGAGAAGCAACACUCGCACAGCGACUGGGGAAAUUGCAUAGCACGCCUGCGCCUCCAGAUCCAGAAACCGGCAAACGCUUCGGCUUCCCUGUACCGACAUUCUGCGGCGACACGAAACAACCCAACCGGUUCUGCGAUAGCUGGGCUGAUUUCUAUGCCAAUGAGCGUCUGUUGACUGUUCUUGGUACAUCUGAAGAGCGAAAUGGACCAGAUAAAGGAUUGAGGGAAGCCGUUGAGCAGAUGGCUCAUGUGGUUGUGCCGCGGUUACUUGGGGAUGGACAUUUAGGGUAUAAGGAUGGGGUGGGAGAAGGGAUUAUGCCGGUUGUUAUUCAUGGAGAUUUGUGGAGUGGGAAUGCGGAUCGGGGACGGAUUCUUGGGGAAGAGCCUGGGGAUGUGGUUUAUGAUCCUUCGGCUUGUUAUGGGCAUAGUGAGUUCGAGUUGGGGAUUAUGAAUAUGUUUGGUGGGUUUGGGGGCAGAUUCUUUGAGGAAUAUCAUGCUAUUGUGCCGAAGACGGAGCCUGUGGUGGAGUAUAAGGACAGGGUUGAGUUGUAUGAGCUGUAUCACCAUUUGAAUCAUCAUGCGAUCUUUGGGGGUGGAUAUCGUUCGGGAGCUAUGGCGAUUAUGGAAGGUCUUAUUCGGAAGUAUGGGAAGGAGUAG
Messenger RNA from Penicillium salamii, 3954 nucleotides. The record is from the annotation of a GenBank genome assembly. Lineage: Eukaryota; Fungi; Ascomycota; Eurotiomycetes; Eurotiales; Aspergillaceae.